Molecule: messenger RNA, 456 nt
Organism: Lactuca virosa
Lineage: Eukaryota; Viridiplantae; Streptophyta; Magnoliopsida; Asterales; Asteraceae
Source: the annotation of a GenBank genome assembly
AUGAUUUAUUCGGAAAGGAUUGUGGCAUUUGAUUUGUGUUCAGAGACAUUCAGUGAGAUACCUCUUCCAGAUUCUAUACUACAUGAUGGCCGUCACCGUGGAAAUGUUUUAGGAGUUUUGUCCGAGAAGCUUUGUGUGAGGUCAUUUUCCAGGUUUGAUACAUUUGAGGUGUGGGUGAUGGAUGAGUAUGUGCUGGCUGAGUCAUGGGUGAAAAGCGAUGUCUUUUCACAGUUUAUUGGUGAUAUAUAUCCAUAUGGAUUCACAUCACACAGUGAGUUACUUAUUGAUUUUAACGCUUGUCUAGACUUUUAUGAUCCAUUUAUAAACGAGCAGAAAAUCUUGGAGGAUCAUUGUCUUGAAAGAGAUUAUGUAGAUAAAAUUAUGGAGUAUGUGGACAGUCUUGUUUGGGUAGCACCUGCUGAGCAUGAGAUGGUGAAUGGUGGAGGACAAAAUUGA